This is a messenger RNA of Caretta caretta (loggerhead turtle), 1297 nucleotides long. RefSeq names its product homeobox B5 (gene HOXB5). The record is from RefSeq and is a predicted model, not a curated record. Lineage: Eukaryota; Metazoa; Chordata; Testudines; Cheloniidae. Gene Ontology annotation, biological process: anterior/posterior pattern specification; regulation of transcription by RNA polymerase II. Gene Ontology annotation, molecular function: DNA-binding transcription factor activity, RNA polymerase II-specific; RNA polymerase II cis-regulatory region sequence-specific DNA binding. Gene Ontology annotation, cellular component: nucleus.
AAAAGUAUUAAUAUACGAAGAGUGCAAAUUGCCAAAAAAUGACUUUAUUUUUUUAAUGAAGGGUGGGUAGCCACCCUCCAUGCCUGCUAAGUCACCGUGUCCCCAGUAGGUGGCGCAGUCCGCCAACAUGGAGCCAUCUCUCUCUCUCACGGAUUUUUUUUUUCUUUUUUUUUUUUGAAGCCUUGCAUUGACUUGGGCCUAACGAUUCUCAGAUCGUCAUUAUUUGUAACCAUAGAGCAUGAAUUACCUCUUGAGGUCAUCAGUGAGAAUUUACGACUGGUCAACAAAAGCACGUGAUUACCAAACGCACCCCCACCCCCCAUAUUUGGCCGCAUACAUAGCAAAAACGAAGUACAGUGCAUUGCUAUAAUUCAUUAAUACAUCAUAAAUCGUCAAGCACAGGGUUAUAACGACCACGAGCCACAAAUCAAGCCCUCCAAAAUAACCCAAAUGAGCUCUUACUUUGUAAACUCGUUCUCAGGGCGCUAUCCAAAUGGCCCCGACUAUCAGUUGCUAAAUUAUGGGACCAGCAGUUCUAUGAACGGUUCGUACAGAGAUUCAAGCACCAUGCAUUCCAGCUCUUAUGGCUACAACUACAAUGGGAUGGACCUUAGCAUCAACCGCUCAGCCUCCUCUAGCCACUUUGGGGCUGGGGGAGAAAGCUCCCGCAGCUUCCCUUCGCCCGCUCAGGAGAGCAGGUUUAGGCAAGCGUCUAGCUGUUCCUUGUCCUCUCCCGAGUCCCUGCCCUGCUCCAACGGCGACAACCAUGGAGGCAAACCCGCCCCGUCCCCCUCCGACCAGGCUACUUCUGCCAGCACCAACACAAAUUUCACAGAAAUAGACGAGACCAGCGCGUCUUCGGGAACCGAAGAGGGCACCCAAAUAAGCAGCAACAUUAUUCCCAGGGCACAGGCUGAGCCCGUCGCUACAUCCACAGCAGCCACAGAAGGGCAGACACCACAGAUAUUCCCGUGGAUGAGGAAGCUUCACAUUAGCCAUGACAUGACUGGACCAGACGGUAAAAGGGCAAGAACCGCCUAUACUCGCUACCAGACCCUAGAAUUGGAAAAGGAAUUUCACUUCAAUAGAUAUCUCACCCGCAGGAGGAGAAUAGAAAUCGCCCAUGCUCUGUGCCUCUCCGAAAGGCAAAUUAAAAUCUGGUUCCAAAACAGAAGAAUGAAGUGGAAGAAAGAUAAUAAACUGAAAAGCAUGAGUGUAGCCUCCGCGGGCAGCGCCUUCCAGCCAUAAAUUAUAGAAAAGGAAUAUCAAGGAAAGAAAGAAGAAGGCGAAGAAAGGG